AUGUCUCGAGUUGUCUCAAGAGUGACGACUUAUUUCAAACAGCAUUCGACAGCAGAAUGGAAAAAUUAUUUCCUUUCAACUCACUUCUGGGGCCCAGUUGCUAACUGGGGGCUUCCAUUGGCCGCUCUUGGUGACUUGAAGAAAAAUCCUGACAUGAUCAGUGGCCCAAUGACAUCAGCUCUUCUAAUCUACUCCAGUGUCUUCAUGCGUUUCGCUUGGCACGUGCAGCCACGAAACCUUCUUCUCUUCGCCUGUCAUCUUGCCAAUUUCAGUGCUCAAGGAGCUCAGCUUGGACGUUUCGUGAACCACCAUUACUUGCACUAUGUCGAAGAUCCAGUUCAUCACCGAUUGAUGGUAAAAAAAGAAAUUUUAGAGCAUGUACAUGAUGCCGAGAUCGCUAAAGCCCACUGA
Messenger RNA from Caenorhabditis remanei, 411 nucleotides. RefSeq lists its product as uncharacterized. Lineage: Eukaryota; Metazoa; Nematoda; Chromadorea; Rhabditida; Rhabditidae. Gene Ontology annotation, cellular component: mitochondrial inner membrane. Gene Ontology annotation, biological process: pyruvate import into mitochondria. The transcript has 3 exons. The coding region runs from base 1 to 411 and encodes 136 amino acids. The record is from RefSeq and is a predicted model, not a curated record.